AUGCUAAUCGUGUGGAAAUCAUUAAUAGCGCGACCUAAAAUUAUCCAUCCAAUACUAUUUAUGCUAAUUAUGAUACUAUCAGUAACUGAUAUUUCAUGGGCUUGGAAACAAAAAAAGAAACCUUGCAAACAGAUGGCCUUUAAUAGACGUACAACAAAUUAUCAUUCAUGGAGAGAACAGAUGACUAUUUGUGAAUUACUUGAUAAUUAUGAUCCUACCGUACGACCUUCCGGAAGAAUGCCUAAUAAUGAUCAAAAAGGACCAGUAAUUGUAUGGACAAGUUUAGAAAUACGUUUUAUUGGCGCAAUUAGCGAACGAAAUAUGGAAUUUGUUGCACAAUUUCGUUUUCAACAAGAAUGGUUUGAUGAUCGUCUUCGGUAUACAGAUCAUAGUGAUUUUCGUAAUUUUGAUUUCAUUCAUAUUGCUCAUGAUCAAGUACUCUGGAUUCCUGAUACUUUUUUCCAAAAUGAGCGAAAUGGACGGUAUCAUAUGUUGGAUCAGGAGAAUAAAUUUAUCAAAUUACGCUCUGAUGGAAAAAUUAUUUACAAUCGCAGGUUAACGUUAAUAUUGGCAUGUCAAAUGAAUUUAAUUCGGUAUCCUAUGGAUGUUCAACAGUGCCUUAUCGAUUUUGCUAGUUAUGCAUAUACAACAAGUGAUAUUAUCUAUAAGUGGGAUCAUACAGCAAUAACAAUUGAUAAGAAUGCUAAUAAUGCUUUGCCGAAUUUUCGAAUCACUACCUUUGAAAAUAAAUCCUGUGAUAGCACCACGAAUACAGGAACAUAUAGCUGUCUUCGGGUGGAACUUAAGUUAACACGUGUUUUCUCUUUCUUUCUCCUACAACUUUAUAUUCCAUCAACAAUGUUAGUUGGAGUAUCAUGGGUAUCAUAUUGGAUUGAUUGGAAAAGCACCGCUGCACGUGUACCUCUUGCAAUUGUUACCCUAUUGACGAUGAUCACCCAAUCAAAUGCAAUUAAUUCCAAUUUACCUCCUGUAAGUUAUACCAAAGCUAUCGAUAUAUGGAUUGGUGCUUGUGUCGUAUUUAUAUUUGCAUCAUUGAUCGAAUAUGCAAUUGUGAAUUAUUUCGGAAUUUUCGAUGAACAUCGGAAAGCACGAAUGAUGACAUCCAAUCAAACACGUCUCACUAAUAUUAUCGAAAAUGGCCUUUUGUUUAGUCCUCCUAUUACCACCUCACCGACAUCCUGUUUAAAUAGUCCCGAAAAGAAGAGUUUAUUACGACGUAGACGGAAACAAAGUUUUAAAGAAAUGAAUUAUGAAUUAAUUGAUUUCAAUUCAUCACAUAUAACACAAAGUCCGGAACCUAUUUGGACAUUUCAGGACGUAUCAGAUCUUAUGUAUGUUGGACAAAAGAAACGCAUUAAAUUAGUACAAUGGUGUAAUUUAUUAUCAUCAUGUAAACGAGCUGAAAGAAUUGAUAUAAUGGCCAGGCUAAUUUUUCCACUAGCAUUUAUUUUGUUCAAUUUUGCAUAUUGGAGUAUAUAUUUGGGUGAAAUGAUAGAGUGA
This is a messenger RNA of Cercopithifilaria johnstoni, 1521 nucleotides long. Lineage: Eukaryota; Metazoa; Nematoda; Chromadorea; Rhabditida; Onchocercidae. The record is from the annotation of a GenBank genome assembly.